AUGAAUGAGAAAACCGCGUAUCUCAGCUCCAAAGAGGGCAAGUAUGCCCUGGGCCUUCAUCGCGGGCCUCUGUCCGCCGAUGGCGCCGACCUCGAACACAUCGAGACAUCAGACACCAUAUCACUAUUACCAGCGAAGAGGACGAGAUCGCAGACAUUGCGUCGGCAUUGGGCUCGAUUCUGGUGCUGUUAUGCCUUCUGGGGGAUAAUCUCUCUCGCCAUCUUUCUCCCCAUCUUCUUUCUCAUCAUUAUUCCAGCAAUUGCACAGCGAGUCGUGGACGGUUCGACACUUCUCCUUGACCACGCCGAUGUUCUCCAACCGCGCCCCGACUCCAUUAUGCUUAGCAUCAAAUCGUCUCUAAGCCUCCCCAUCAACCUCCCAGUCCGAAUCGACCCCAUCACUCUCAGUCUAUUCAACCGCGACCUUCCCGAGAACAACACCUGGUCGAAGCUGUACAUGGACGGCGCCAACAUCAAGGGCAACUCUACCCUAAAGGUGGACAACCAAUUCACUCCGCUCAACGUCUAUCAAUGGAAGCAGUACGUGCAAAGUGUCGUAUUCCAGAAACACGCCAUCUUGUCAGUCAAGGGAACCACGACCGCGUAUAUUGGAAAGCUGAAAGCCCGUGUCAAGAUGAACAAGGACAUUCCCGGAAACAGCCUGAACUCCUUCGCCGGCUUCUCCAUUUCCGACCCCCAGCUCCUGCUCCCCGCUCAAUCCGACGGAACCAACCUCAUCGCCAAUGCAACCCUCCCGAACCCAUCCGUCAUGACCCUCGAAAUUGGCAAAACAACCCUCAACCUCAUUAGCGGCAAUCUCACCCUCGGCAACGUCACACUAGACAACCUCACCCUCACCCCAGGAAACCACUCCACCCCCGUCCGUGGCAUCUUCGACCUCGGCAAGCUAAUCGAGAACAUCGGCCCUGUGCUGAAGCAGCAAGCAUCCGCAAUCAAAACCGGGUAUCUGGAUCUGGAAACCGUCGGUACGGACGUGACCUACGACGGCGUCCACGUGCCGUACUACACAGAUGUCAUGAAGAAUCUUACCAUGACGGCGCGGGUGCCGCUGGGGAAGCUGAUUACGAAUACCCUCCGGGGUAUUUUGCAUCCUAAUGGGACGAACAUUCUUGCUGGGUUGAAUAUGACGACUGUUGAUGGGCAGACGUUUACCGUUGGAGAGGAUGAGCGGGAUGGGAAUGCUAAGAGGGAUGAGGAGGGGGAGGGGAGUGCGUUUGGACGGAGGGCGUUAGAGUUCUUGAAUCAAGAAGAGAAGAGAGAGCAGGUGGUGGAUGUUUUGAAAGCGUUGAUGAAGACGUAA
This is a messenger RNA of Aspergillus heteromorphus CBS 117.55, 1320 nucleotides long. RefSeq names its product DUF3712 domain-containing protein. Gene Ontology annotation, cellular component: fungal-type vacuole membrane. The transcript is spliced from 4 exons. The record is from RefSeq and is a predicted model, not a curated record. NCBI's taxonomy places the organism in Eukaryota, Fungi, Ascomycota, Eurotiomycetes, Eurotiales, Aspergillaceae. Bases 1 to 1320 code for a protein of 439 amino acids.